AUGCCCUGCGAUGAGAGACAAUGUCCUAAAACUCAGGGUGGGGUUGUCAGGGUAGACUGCAUUAUGGGUUCUGACAAAAGUUCAUGCUCUAGAACACGAAGUGGGCUUGUAAGGAAAAAAGGCAUUUUUGCUCUCAGUAGAGCUUCAUGUUCAAGAACUCGAAGUGGGCUUCUAAGAGUAAAGAGCUUUGUGGAUUCCAGUGAUGUUUCGAGUUCUAGAACUCAAAGUGGGUUUCUAAGGAUAAAGAGAUUUGUGGAUUCCCGUGAUGGUUCAUGUUCGAGGUCACAAAGUGACCAUGUAAGAGGUAGACCUCCUAUUGUUGAGGCUAUAAUAAAUGAUGAAGCAGUCUUGAAGGAGUCUCCUGAUGGAUUGAUGAAAGAAGGGAUGCCUGCUAGAACUCAAAAUGGGCUUGUUAGACAGAGCUCUGCUGACAAGGCUGUAACCAAGGACGAAUCAGGCACGAGGGCGCUUGCCAAUGGAUGUUUGAGUGAAGAUAUGCCUUCUAGAACGCGAAGUGGACUUGUCAGAAGAAGCCCUACUGUUAAGACUCUAAACAAGGAUCAAUCAGUCAUUAAGGGGCUGGCUGAGGGGUCGCUGAAGGAAGACACGCCUCUUGGAACUCGAAGUGGCCUUGUCAGAGGAAGCCUUGCUGCCAAGGUUCCAAUCAAGGCUGAACUAGUCACAAAGGGGCAGCCUGAUGGAUGGAUGAAAAAUGACAAGGUUGCUGGAACACGGAGUGGCCUUGGCGGUGGAAGAUUGGCUUCCAAGACUGUAAGCGAGGACGAAAGAGUCGUUGAGGGUUUGCCUGAUGGAUGGCGAAAAGAAUACAGGCCAAGGAAGAGCAGUUCAUUUCAGGAUCCGUACUACAUUGAUCCAGUCAGUGGAUAUGAAUUUCGCUCUUUGAAGGAUGUGCACCGCUAUCUUGAAACUGGAGAUAUUAGACAAUGCGCCAUGAGACCAAAGAAGAGCACCACCUUCGAAGUUCAUAUAACAGAAAGUCAAACUCCUACAAGUGCAUCAUCGCAACACACGAGGCCUGGUACUGCGGAUAAGGGUAUUCAGUGUGAAAUAUUAACUUCGGAUGGUAUCAUGGUGCCAUGGGAGGAACUAAUUACUCCAUAUAAUGGAAAUGAUACUGAACAUACCGUGUUACCAGAGCCUGAGAGCUUGAAAGCAAGUCAAGGGUAUGGCAACAAGCUUGACACUUCGGAACACAUGAGUGUUCAAACGGUUUCUGCGCAUAAUGGUUCAAGGCAAACCAAAUCUGUUAAAAGGAAAGAACCAAAUGCAGAGGUGAAAUCCAAGAAGCGCAAAACCAGUUCUGCUGUGACUCCUGUUCGAGCGUCACCCCGCUUAGCUGCAUUGAAUGUGCAGCUUGAAGUAAGCAUCGAACAUGAAGAUGAAAUAGUUAGCAUAAAUCAUGUGGACCGGGUACAGACUAUAGAAGAGAGCGCCAUCGAUCAGACACAGAAAAGCCAAUCAGGCUCCGUUGAUCAGAUACAUGGUAAUCUGGAAAGCACUUUCAGUCAGUUACAAUUGAGCCAAGCAGACACUGCUAAUGGAAUGCAGGCUAUACAGGAAAACACUACCAUUCAUUCACAAUCAAGCCAAUUGGAUACUCUGAAUCCUACACAGAAAAAGCAGGUAAACAGUGCCAAUCAGUUACAAUCGGUGCUCACAGGUUCUUUGAUUCCAAAACAAAUCACACAGGAAUGCACUAUAGAUCAGCCAAGCCAGCCAGACAUAGAUCAUGUACACACAGAUCAGGAAUUCACUGGGAAUCAAUUCCAGUCGAGCCUACCAGCUGACACUGUUAUCUCUUUAGGGGAUAUUGAAGAAUGCACAGCGUGUCACUCACAGCCAAGCAAUACUGACACUACAGGCCAAAUUAAGGCCAAUGAGGAAAACACUGCCGAUCAAGUACAGUUGAGCCUAGCAGACACAGUCAUUCCGGUACCGGCUAUUCAGGAAUAUGCUACUGGUUAUUCACAGCUGAGCAAAGCUGACACUACAAAUCAAACACAGGCCAAUCAGGAAUACAUUGCUGAUCAAGUACAAUCGAGCCUAACAGACACAGUCAUUCCAGUACAAAGUAUUGAGGAAUACACAACUGAUUAUUCACAUAUUAGUAAAGCUGACAUUACAAAUCAAAUACAGGCCAAUCAGGAAAACACUGAUGAUCACUUAUAUUUAAGUCAAGUAGACUGUGCCACUCAAAUGCAGAUAAUUGAGGAAAAUUUGUCCAAGCAACCUCAGCUGAGCCAAUCAGAAACUGGGGAUCGAAUACAAAUUGAUCUGGAAAGCACUACCAAUCACUUGCAACCAAACUAUGAUGAAAAUUCUAUGCUGCAAUCUGGUUUCUCUUGGCCUCCUGAACAGAAUGGCGGAGCCCCUAUUACAGAUUUCUGGAAAAAUGUUGAAAGUCAGGCCUCAUUGGUUUCCAUGCCAUUAAAUGGAGUACCUGUUGCAAGCUUUCCAGCAAACGUUAGAUUCCACAAUGCAGCAGCAGCAGAACCUGCUUUGCCGCCACAGGUUGCUCCAACUGAAACAGGUUCUGAUCAGUCCGGAUUGGCCUUUCAAUCCCUUUUCGGAAACAUCUGGUCAGAUCCUUGCAUCGAGUUUGCUUUUAAGACCCUUACAGGUGACAUUCCUGUUCUGGAUGACACAACGGCUGUCGCAGACUACUUCCCAGAGCAACAAGACUUGAACAAAGGCCAAGCACCAAAUUGUGCAGGUUCUGUAUUUGAUAAUAAUUCCAGAAACCACACACAAGUCGAUGUCAACCUUCCACCACCUACUCCGGAUAAUUUCUACAAUGGCAGUUGGUUCCCUCCCCAAUGA
This is a messenger RNA of Miscanthus lutarioriparius, 2841 nucleotides long. The record is from the annotation of a GenBank genome assembly. Lineage: Eukaryota; Viridiplantae; Streptophyta; Magnoliopsida; Poales; Poaceae.